AUGUGUGCCACCCACAGCGGCACGUGUGGAGGUCAAAAGGACAGCAGCUUGGGGAAGUUCUCACCUUCUACCAUGCGGGUCCCUGGAAUUGAAUUCAAGUGCACAGGAAUUCUGGAGUUUAUCAGCUUGGCUGUGGGGCUGAUCAGCAUCCGGGGAGUGGACUCUGGCCUGUACCUAGGAAUGAAUGAACGAGGAGAGCUCUAUGGAUCGAAGAAACUCACGCGUGAAUGUGUUUUCCGGGAACAAUUUGAAGAAAACUGGUACAACACCUAUGCCUCCACCUUGUACAAACACUCGGACUCGGAAAGACAGUAUUAUGUGGCCCUGAAUAAAGACGGCUCACCCCGGGAGGGAUACAGGACUAAACGACACCAGAAGUUCACUCACUUCUUACCCAGGCCAGUAGAUCCUUCUAAGUUGCCCUCCAUGUCCAGAGACCUCUUCCGCUAUAGGUAAUGGACCUCUGGUGCCACCUCUGUGACCCGUGUACUCUGCGGCCAUGGUUGGCUCUGCAAACACUAUACUCAUAGCUUUUCAGUCCUUCCUUCCUAUCAAUUAGAUAACAGAGAAGCACUUACUGUUCAACUUGACCCAGCUGUCCCCUUGUUCAAAGUGUAUAUCAAGGUUGGGUUAUUUUGGGGAGGGACAUGGGGGGAGGGGUGGAUCAGAGGG
Molecule: messenger RNA, 672 nt
Organism: Myodes glareolus (Bank vole)
Lineage: Eukaryota; Metazoa; Chordata; Mammalia; Rodentia; Cricetidae
Source: RefSeq, a predicted model, not a curated record